This is a messenger RNA of Bursaphelenchus xylophilus (pine wood nematode), 550 nucleotides long. NCBI's taxonomy places the organism in Eukaryota, Metazoa, Nematoda, Chromadorea, Rhabditida, Aphelenchoididae. The record is from the annotation of a GenBank genome assembly.
AUGGUCCUUGUUAAACUGAAGCUGGAGCAAUUCUCCACUGAUGCCGUUGAACUUGUGAAGAAAAGGAUGAAAUUAGUGAUGCAAAAGGUAUGAAUUUCUGUCUUUAAAAAAGUUUUUUGGAUGAUGAUUUAAGAGGAUAGUAAAAAAAGUCAAAAAAUGUCAAAAUGAUUGCUAUAAUCAACCUCAAUGUUGGUUAAACCUGGCAAAUCUGUGAUGUUCUCUCUCCUGACCUCUCUGCUCUUUUCAGAAGCCCAAGCCAAUCCCACUGCAGCCAUUGGAUCAGCCCUCGCCUAGCCAAUCGCCCCUUCCUUCCCGGCCCGAUCCCCAUCUAGAACCCACCUCUCCGUAUUUCGUAAAAGACUACGGCAAACCUCAACCAGAGAAGGAGAAGGUCGAAAGGAAGUUGAGCAAGGAAGAAUUGGCCUUUCAAAGGACCCCAACAAAGAUUGUUACCGAGUUCUGGGUGGUUACAUUUUACGGCCGUUGCAUUCAUAUUCGGCAGGAGUCCUCGGUAUACGAUCUGCAUUCGUUUUUGGUCGGCUCAAAUUGA